Molecule: messenger RNA, 2566 nt
Organism: Gossypium arboreum
Lineage: Eukaryota; Viridiplantae; Streptophyta; Magnoliopsida; Malvales; Malvaceae
Product: pentatricopeptide repeat-containing protein At2g33680-like
Exons: 1
Coding region: 130-2556 (808 amino acids)
Biological process (GO): RNA modification
Molecular function (GO): RNA binding; protein binding
Source: RefSeq, a predicted model, not a curated record
AGUUACUCAUUGAGUCUCUGUCCAAGACCGCUUUUUUUUUUUUUUUCAUUUAAACUUCUAAAUUCUCUCAUAAACCCCGAAACCUUAUAAAUGACAGUGGUCAAACUCCUCCAUUAAUAACCAACAUGUAUGAAGAAACUAACAGUUACUCUCACCCGCCAUGGACCCUCCAUCAAAGUCCUCAUAUCUCAAAAUCUCCACCCUCAAGCUCUCAAAGCUUCUCUCUUUGCACACUCUCCGUUCCUGACUGACCAAAUCUACUCUCAUUUCAUCAAAUCAGGCCAUUCUCUGGACCCCUUUCUCUCCACCGCUCUCAUCUCCCACUUCUCCAAACAUGCUGACUUGUCACGCGCCCUUUCCUUCUUUCUCGACACCCCCAACCCCGAUACAAUUUCUUUCAACUCACUCAUCUCUGGUCUCGCUCGUUUUGGCCGAGUCGGGCCGGUGCUUGGGUUGUUUAAUGAGUUGAGGCAUUUGGGGUUGAAGCCCGACGUGUUCACGUUGAGCAGUUUAGUUAAAGGGUGUGAGAGAAUAGAAGAAAACGAGAUUGUUCAUGGGGUUUGUUUGAGAUUGGGGUUUGGAAGUGGGGCUUUUGUGGUUAGCGGAUUGAUUGAGAAUUAUGCUAAAAGUGGGGACUUGGUUUCAGCUGAGAAGUGUUUUAGAGAUUGUUUCGAUGUUGAUAAUGUUGUUCUAACGGCUAUGAUUUGUUGUUAUUUUUGGAAUGGGGAAUUCGAUAAGGGUAGACAAGUUUUUAUGAAACUGAGGGAUUUGGGAUUUGAAUUGAAUGAAUUUAGCUUGACAGGUUUGAUCAGCGGCUUGUUUGAUGUAAAAGAAGGUCAACUGAUCCAUGGGGUUGGCUUAAAGAUGGGAUUUUUAUGUGGUGGUUCCCUUCAUUUUAACAAUGCUGUAAUGAGCAUGUAUGCUAGGUGUGGAAGUAAAUUGGACGCUGUUAAGGUAUUCGAUGAAAUUACUGAACCAGAUAUUGUCUCAUGGACUGAAAGGAUAGGAGCAGCUCUUGAUGGAUUCGAGGCCUUUGGAAUUUUUAAUAGCUUACGUCGUAAAGGUUUGGGUGUUAAUGAAUAUACAAUGACCAAUGUCUUGUCUGCUGUUGCAGGAGAGGGGUUGUCAUGUUUAGGGAGGCAAAUCCAAGCAGUUUGUCAGAAGGAAGGGUAUUUGAAAGUGGUUUUUGUUGGCAAUGCGUUGAUUUCUAUGUAUAAUAAGUGUGGGAAAAUGGAUGAUGCGAGGUGCAUUUUUGAUGUUAUGAUCUUUCAGGAUUCUGUGUCGUGGAAUUCACUGAUUGCUGGAUAUUCGGAUAAUGGAUUUGUUAGUCUUGCUCUUAAGAUGUUCUCUGAUAUGCGUGGUCCUAAUGUUGAAGUGAAUUGUUUUACCCUUGCUAGCAUUCUUAAAGUGGCGUCUGACUCGAACUCUUUGCACCUUGCAGUGCAGAUGCAUUCCUAUAUGAUUAAAUGUGGAUUCAUGUCGGAUGACUAUGUGAUGUCUUGCUUGAUAGCAACGUAUGGGAAGUGCGGCAGCUGUAACGAGUCGAGAAGGGUAUUUUCUGAUGUUGAUAAGACAAGUGUCAUGCAUCUUAAUGCAAUGUUGAAUACUUUGGUUAAUGCUGAUUGUCAUGUUGAUAGUCUAGAUCUCUUCCGAAACACAGUGGAUUCCAAACUUGAAGUAGACAGCAAAACUUUUAGCAUCGUUCUUAAAGCUUGCAGUGCUAUGACAGAUUUGGAACAGGGAAGAGGCAUUCACUCUCUUGCUCUUAAAUCUGGAUUUCAUCAAGAUUGCUUUGUCGAGACUGCUGUUAUUGACCUUUGCUGCAAGUGUGGAAACAUAAGUGAUGCAGAGAGGGCUUUCAGAUAUGCAUCUGUUGACAACUUGGCUGCAUGGAAUGCAAUGAUAACAGGAUAUGCACAACAUGGUUGCUAUAAUGAGGCUUUCAGACUUUACGAUAGAAUGACUGUAUGUAGAAUUGAACCUGAUGAGAUAACUUAUCUUGGACUCCUUACUUCAUGCUGCCAUGCAGGACUACUGCAAGAAGCACAGAGUUACAUGAACUCUAUGGCUGAGUGUCAUGGUCUAAUCCCACAUUUAGAACAUUACGCUUGCAUGGUUGAUCUGCUUGGCCGAGUAGGUCUCCUGGAAGAUGCAAAGAAGACCAUAGAUGAAAUGCCUAUCGAACCAGAUGCUCGAAUAUGGCAGAUUCUGCUAUCUGCAUGCAACAUCCAUGGAAAUUUUGAUAUGGGAAGAGUUGCAGCCACCAAACUUCUUGAACUGCAGCCUGAUAAUGAAUCUGCCUAUAUUCUUCUUUCGAAUCUUUGUGCUUCAGCUGGUAUGUGGAAUGCUGUCAGAAAAUUGAGAAGAGAAAUGAAGGAAAAACUAGUUUCCAAGGAACCGGGUUCUAGUUGGAUUCAACUAAGAGGAUCCAUGCAUUACUUUUUUGCUGAUGAUCUGUUGCACCCUGAACAUAAAGCAAUAUUUUUGGAGCUGUCAAAGUUGUAUGAACAUAUGCAAGAUUCAAAGAUAAAUGGUAAUUUUUUAUUGGACUUAUGACCAUUGAAAA